Molecule: messenger RNA, 1788 nt
Organism: Talaromyces marneffei
Lineage: Eukaryota; Fungi; Ascomycota; Eurotiomycetes; Eurotiales; Trichocomaceae
Exons: 4
Coding region: 1-1788 (595 amino acids)
Biological process (GO): glutaminyl-tRNAGln biosynthesis via transamidation; mitochondrial translation
Molecular function (GO): glutaminyl-tRNA synthase (glutamine-hydrolyzing) activity
Source: RefSeq, a predicted model, not a curated record
AUGCCACGUCUAUGGUACUCUCGUUAUCUUGCCGCGGCUCGCCUUCGCUGCCGCCCACUGUUAAUUCCAGAACAGCCCGCAGUCAGGCUGUAUCAACCUCUCCGGCGAACAGUAAACACCGACGCAAAUGUCCACCGGCCGAACGAGUUUGUCCCUCUCCGCAAGCAAUUGAAGGAAGAAGCCAAAAGAGCAAAGUCACAAAGUCGGAAUGGUCGAGGCAAGAAACAAGUGGCAGCUAAUGAUGGAUGGGAAUUGACGGUGGGAAUUGAGAUACAUGCGCAAUUGAAUUCGGAAGCGAAGCUUUUCUCAAAAGCACCAACAUCUACUGUCGCGGAGCCAAAUACCAAUGUGGCUCUAUUCGAUCUGGCAUUUCCAGGCUCACAGCCAGAAUUUCAAGCCGCGACCCUACUUCCUGCACUUCGCGCUGCCAUAGCUCUCAACUGUGAUAUUCAGCAUACAAGUCGCUUCGAUCGAAAACAUUAUUUCUACCAGGAUCAGCCAGCCGGCUAUCAAAUCACUCAGUACUACGAACCGUUUGCACGAAAUGGAUUUAUCGAGCUCCAUGACUACGAUGGCAUUGCACCCGAGGAUGGAAAAUCCGUCCGCGUGGAUAUCAAACAAAUACAAUUAGAGCAAGACACUGCCAAAUCCCACGAACAUUCGCCAUCCGCUCAUUUUCUAGAUUUCAACCGUGUCUCGCACCCUCUAAUCGAAAUCAUCACUAUGCCUCAGAUUCAUUCGCCUGCUACCGCGGCGGCCUGUGUUAAGAAAAUACAGGCUAUUCUACAAGCUACAAGUGCGGUGACCACGGGUAUGGAAUUAGGUGGCCUGCGUGCAGAUGUCAAUGUCUCUGUUCGACGACGCGAUGCGCCACCGGGUGCUGGAGAGUACUAUGGAGUUCAGGGCUUGGGCCAGCGGACCGAAAUCAAGAACCUCAGCAGCUUCAAAGCAGUCGAAGACGCCAUUAUAGCGGAGCGCGACCGUCAAAUACGAGUCCUCGAAUCCGGAGGUACCGUCGAAGUCGAGACGAGAGGUUGGUCGAUUGGCAGCACCGAGACUCGAAAACUACGUAGCAAGGAAGGCGAAGUCGACUAUCGCUAUAUGCCAGACCCAGACCUGAAACCUCUUGUUAUCGACGACGGGUUAGUGUCUGCAUUGAAGGAUACACUUCCUGCUUUACCCGACCAGCUUUUAUCCAUGCUUAUUGGAUCAUCCUACGGACUGAGUCUUGAAGAUGCAAAGCCUUUGGUGGAACUGGAUGACGGCGCACGACUAGAAUAUUACCAGGACGUCGUCGAUGCGCUCCUGGCCCUUCGCCAUGGUGAAGACGGCGACACGGCCAACAAACUGCUGGGUAGAGCAGCCGCCAACUGGGUGCUACACGAAUUGGGAGCAUUGCACACCAAGUCAGAUGUAACCUGGCAUGCUGAUCGCAUCUCGGCCCAAACCCUCGCGGAACUCAUUGAUCAAUUGUUACGCAAAAAGAUCACCAGCUCUGUCGCGAAACAAGUUCUCGCGAUGAUCUUUGAAGGAGAUCAACGGCCAAUUCAUCAACUCCUCGAAGAAGAGAAUCUUCUACUGCGACCUCUAUCCAGAGAUGAAUACAUCGCUUUGGCGAACUCGUUGAUUGAGGAAAACCCACAAAUGGUUGCACAGAUCCGGGAAAAGAAUCAAUUGGGAAAGAUUGGCUGGUUUGUAGGACAAAUGAUGCGCCUGGGAGAAAAGGGUCGCGUUGAAGCACAACGCGCUGAAGAGAUUGUACGAGAAUUGAUCUUGGGAGGGCAAUGA